Messenger RNA from Cadophora gregata, 1101 nucleotides. RefSeq lists its product as uncharacterized. Lineage: Eukaryota; Fungi; Ascomycota; Leotiomycetes; Helotiales; Ploettnerulaceae. The transcript has 4 exons. The record is from RefSeq and is a predicted model, not a curated record. The coding region runs from base 1 to 1101 and encodes 366 amino acids.
AUGUGCCCCAGUUAUCCAGACAGCAAGAACAACAGACGCAACAACGACAGCAACAGUAUGCGGAUCCGGUUUUAUGGUGCCCCAGUUGUGCGUUCUCUGGGUCUUUUGAAGAUCUUCGCAAUGGCUCAUACCAGUGAGGCAGCUACCAUCAACUAUACCAUCGGCAUUCAUUUCGGCCAUACUGAGCUAUCUUCGGCCUACUAUGACUCAAACUCUCAGAUACACAUCGUUACCAGUAUCCAAAGCAGUUUCAAAUGGCAGGAAUACUUUCUCGCAACUAUGGAGGACCCUCGAAACCACGUUGGUUACUUUGACCUGGAAAACAUGGCCAUGUUCAACGAAACCCUCGAAUCGAUCGUCACCGCAACAGCAUCUACCCUCGGACAAAGUCCCGAUCGGCUGAACAUCAGCGCUUUCUCAGUUCCCCAACAUUUUUACGACAUCUCAUCCUUCACGAACAUGGUGGAAACAGCUUCGCGGGCGGGAUACAUCCAUCGAACUGGCCAAGUGAUCACACACUUCAACAGUGCACGGCUGGCUUACGAUCUCGACACUUGUGCAGCUGCAGGCCUCGCGCCCGGUUGUAACCUCGAUGAGGAGGAGAAUUAUGUCUUUGUUGUUGAUUAUGGGAAGGCAUACCUUUCCCUCGGGUUUGCUGCAGUCGGCAAGAAGCUGUAUGCUCAGAGUGGCGAGAGGGAUUGGAUUGAAGGAGAAGUUGUGGAUGAAACGGAAGACAAUAGAUAUAUACUGCCACCCUUCACACUGGAAAAGAUUCAGGACUUCCUCGGCAGUCAGUUGGCUAGACGUGAAUGGGACGCGCCCAUCCUCCCUUCACGAAUACUUGCUGUCAUCCUUACGGGUGAGGCAUCGAACGAUUCAAUGUCUGCGAUGAAAGCCCUUCUGGAGGAGGCUCUUCCAGCUUUCAAACACAAGUUUAGGACGUCGAUAGUGCCUAGGUUGGUCGGUGUACUGGGAGCAGCUCACAGAGCACGGCAAAUGGUCAUUGAUGAUAUUUUCCAAGGGCCAGAGCGUUUGAGUGAUCAUGCGCUGACCGAGGAGGAACGGAAUCCACGAAAGCCCAAGAGUCAUGAUGAAUUGUAA